AUGACGUGGUCACUCCAUAAUUUGUGGUCUUUCAGACACUCGCAUGGGCCUCGGCUCUUGUGUUUGCGGCGAACAUCUCCUCGGAUUACUUGUCGGCUUUAUUCUUUAGAAUUCCAACCUUUCGGCAGCUCCAUUGUCAGCUGUUUUCUUGGCAAUCAUAGCCGUCACUUAUUUGGAGGCAAUCGUCAGCUUCUCUUGGGCGGAUCAGUCGGUGUCUCGGUCGGUGUAACGCUUGUGUUGGGGCUUCUCUCGGGUUACUUCACUCUUCCCUACUUGGUGUUCACUAAUCUUUAUGGAACGAUCGCUGCCGUCACUUUGCAAUACCUCUACAAGAAUGUC
Messenger RNA from Mesorhabditis belari, 339 nucleotides. NCBI's taxonomy places the organism in Eukaryota, Metazoa, Nematoda, Chromadorea, Rhabditida, Rhabditidae. The record is from the annotation of a GenBank genome assembly.